CUGUAGCGAACGGCGGGUGGAGAACAACGUAAAAGAAAACUGAACGAAGCAUUUGCAAUUGCAGCAGCAGCAGCAGCAAGAACAACAACACAGCUGCACCGAGAAAACUGAACGAGCCAGUGUGAAAUUGUUGGCAAAAAAAAAAAAAAAGAAACAAACAGUUUUAACGUAUUUAACACAACUAACCCAAAAAAAAAAACAAAAAAAAAAACGAAAAGCAAAACGAGAAAUGGAUUACAAGGCCGUGCCGUGCGUUGUGCCGCGCAGCCCCUUCGAUGCGGCCAGCGAUAGCCAGGAGCUGCGCGCCGCAAUGCGUGGCCUCGGCACCGAUGAGGAGCAAAUAAUCGAGGUGCUCACCUCACGUAGCAAUGCCCAGCGCCAGUUAAUUAGCGCCGCCUACGCUGCAGAAUUCGAUAGAGAUUUGAUUGAUGAUCUGAAGGAUGAGCUGGGCGGCAAGUUUGAGGAUGUGAUUGUGGCGCUGAUGAUGCCGCCCGUGGACUAUCUGUGCCAGCAGCUGCACAGCGCCAUGGCCGGCUUGGGCACCGAGGAGUCAACACUUGUCGAAAUUCUCUGCACCAAAACCAACGAGGAGAUGCAGCAGAUUGUCGUCAACUAUGAGGAGAAAUAUGGACGGCCGUUGGCCGAACAAAUGUGCAGCGAAACGUCCCGUUUCUUUAGACGUUUGCUAACGCUGAUUGUGACCGGCGUGCGAGAUUCGUUGGAUACGCCCGUGGAUGCGGCACAGGCCAAAGAUCAGGCGGCACAAUUGUAUGCCGCUGGUGAGGCUAAAUUGGGCACCGACGAGGAGGUCUUCAAUCGCAUCAUGGCCCAUGCCAGCUUCCCCCAGCUGCGACUGGUCUUCGAUGAAUACAAGGAACUGUCCGGCCAGACCAUCGAGCAGGCCAUCAAGCACGAAAUGGCCGAUGAGCUGCACGAGGCCAUGAUGGCCAUCGUGGAGUGCGUACAGUCGCCGGCGGCGUUCUUUGCCAAUCGCCUGCACAAGGCCAUGGAUGGGGCCGGCACCGACGAUGCGACGCUUAUACGCAUCAUUGUCAGCCGCUCGGAGAUCGAUCUGGAGACAAUUAAGCAGGAGUUCGAGCGCAUCUAUAAUCGUACGCUGCUCAGCGCCAUUGUGGACUCGGAAACGUCGGGCGACUACAAGCACGCUCUGGCCGCGCUGCUGGGCGGCGCCUAAGCAAAACCUGGCCAAAAGCAAAUCAACUAUACGAAAUUAUCAUAGAUGCUAUUUAGCCAAUUAUAGUAUUUACGGUGUCCUUUGCGCAGGAUGCUCGCUUUUAAUGUUUGUGGCAAUAAAUUACACACGCUAAACACUAAA
Molecule: messenger RNA, 1336 nt
Organism: Drosophila virilis
Lineage: Eukaryota; Metazoa; Arthropoda; Insecta; Diptera; Drosophilidae
Source: RefSeq, a predicted model, not a curated record